AUGCAAUUACUUAGUUUUCUAUUGUUUCUGAAUUACUUUGAGCAAAUAUUUGCUGGCACAUCUGAUGUGGAUGCUGGCUCCUAUGACCAGGUUGAGGAGCCAUUUGGCAAUGUUGAUUUAUCAGUUACAGAUAACAAAGGACUUUAUAGAGCUGCAUUAUAUGGAGCUUUUAGUUACAGUGCAACAAAUGCUGCUAUAGACUGGUUGGCUGUCUGCCGUCAAUGUAAAGAUGAAAAUAAAAUUCCUAAAGUUGAUUGUUUAACUGCAUUGAGAAGCACUGCACGCACAAUUAGUAUUGGUGUAUUUGGUGUAGCUGCCUGGGCCAAUGGAGCCUUAAAGAGAGACGCUGAGUAUCAAGGUGCUAUGACUUGGGGUAACAUAGUUAAAAUAGUGAUAACACCUUUACUAAUACUAGUGUGGUUGAUCACUUUGAAGAAACACACACGCACCCCGAACAUGUCAUCAUCUACAACGAAGAAUUAG
This is a messenger RNA of Tetrapisispora phaffii CBS 4417, 483 nucleotides long. RefSeq lists its product as uncharacterized. The record is from RefSeq and is a predicted model, not a curated record. The transcript has a single exon. Bases 1 to 483 code for a protein of 160 amino acids. NCBI's taxonomy places the organism in Eukaryota, Fungi, Ascomycota, Saccharomycetes, Saccharomycetales, Saccharomycetaceae.